Messenger RNA from Amaranthus tricolor (Joseph's coat), 1821 nucleotides. Its product is annotated as mannose/glucose-specific lectin-like. Lineage: Eukaryota; Viridiplantae; Streptophyta; Magnoliopsida; Caryophyllales; Amaranthaceae. The transcript has 8 exons. The coding region runs from base 244 to 1650 and encodes 468 amino acids. The record is from RefSeq and is a predicted model, not a curated record.
AUUUGAUUGACAGUCUGACCCACUUAGUUAUUUGGUGCCACUUUAAAUGCUGCAGAAAAAGAUUAACUUCACUCAGUGAACAUAAAGAAAAGAAAAACAAAAGGCCUGACAAUAUAUAUAUUUCCAGAUUAGUGGUUAUUUGUUAUCCGAUUAUACUCAAAUUUGUUCAUUGUUCUGCACAUUUUUAUCGUCAUUUGGUGCAGCUGUUUGUGAGCUUUCAACUGCAGAUCCCAAUCCAUAUUUAUGGAUCAAGCAACUGAGUCCCAUGGGCCUUAUGGUUCUAUAUUGCCUGAAAACUAUCGAUUGCUACUUGGAGCUGGUGAACGUAUCACUGAAAUUAGGAUAAGGUAUGCACACAUUGUUGAUGCGAUUGAGUUCGUGAUAGCUAAACGAGAUGGGAGUAUAACCAAUGAAAAGUUUGGUGGUGGUGGUGGAAAAGAAUCCGAGAUUGUGCUACAAGAUGGUGAGUAUAUAACAAGAAUUAGUGGUAAAUAUGGGUACGAUAGAGGUCGCAACCAACAAGAAAUCGUCACACUGAAAGUACACACCAAUUUAUGUAUGGAGGGAUAUGGACCGUAUGGACAAGGGUUGGACGUUGAAACUGCUUAUGAAUUUUCAUCACCAAUAUUGAUCAACAAACAUAUAAUAGGGUUUUUUGGAAGACACAACAAUGUUCUCGAAUCCAUAGGGGUUCUCUUGCAAAAGCGGAACUUGAUUGAAUCAUAUGGACCAUAUGGUUCUAAACUCCCAAAUAACUUUUGCAUGGAACUUGAAGAUGGUGAACGUAUAACUAAAAUCAAACUAACACACGGAUGGAUUAUGGACUCUAUUGGGUUUGUGAUAGCUAAGCCAGGGAAGGGUUUCACCAAUGUAAAUUUUGGUGGUCGUGGUGGGAGUCAAUCCGAGAUUACAUUAAGGAAUGGUGAGUACCUAAUCAGAAUUAGUGGUACAUAUGGAUAUGAUAGAAGUCGAAAGCUAGAUGAUAUUGCCUCCCUCAAGAUACACACCAAUCUGUGUCCCGCGGGAUAUGGACCAUACGGACUAGCUUGGGAUAUCGAAACUGCCUAUGAUUUUUCUUCACCACACCUAAUUGACGGCCCUAUUGUUGGAGUUUUCGGGAGGAGCAACAACCAUCUCGAAUCCAUUGGAGUUCUCUCGAAAAAGGGCCAAGUGAUCGAGUCAUUUGGACCCUAUGGAUCUCAUUUACAACAAAAUUAUUGCAUGCAAGUUCAAGAUGGUGAACGUAUCAUUGAAGUAAGAAUAUCACAUGGAUACAUUGUAGAUGCAAUUGGGUUCGUGAUAUAUGAUUCACGGGUGAGUUCCACCAGAAUUGUAAAGUCCGGUGGUGAUAGCCAAGAGGAAGCCAAGAUUACACUCAAGGAAGGUGAAUACUUGACAAGAAUUAGUGGAACAUAUGGAAACAAUAAACACAAGAAAAAUGAAUGUGUUAUUGCAACAUUGAAGAUACACACCAACUUAUGUCUAGGUGGAUAUGGAGCAUUUGGGCUAGGAAUAGAUGUUGAUAUCGUACGUGAUUUUUCAUCACCAAUUCUAAAUGAUAGCCCUAUUGUCGGAAUUUUCGGAAGGACCAACACUCAUGUUGAAUCCAUUGGAGUGUUGAUAAAAAAGGAAUUCCUAUCCUCUAGUUGAUGAUGUUGAAGUCAUUGGCAUCUGUAUUUGAGCCCACUUUUUAGCUUUCAGCAAAAUACAGUAUUACCGGUUCUUAUUAAUUACUACACUUGCAUGAUAACUGUUAUCAAUCAAAUAUUAUUUUAAUUUUUAUUCAUUUUAAUGCAUAAAUUUUUAUAAUUUUCACAUGGA